Molecule: messenger RNA, 1771 nt
Organism: Drosophila hydei
Lineage: Eukaryota; Metazoa; Arthropoda; Insecta; Diptera; Drosophilidae
Gene: betaTub85D
Product: tubulin beta-2 chain
Exons: 2
Coding region: 228-1568 (446 amino acids)
Biological process (GO): microtubule cytoskeleton organization; mitotic cell cycle
Cellular component (GO): cytoplasm; microtubule
Molecular function (GO): GTPase activity; structural constituent of cytoskeleton; GTP binding
Source: RefSeq, a predicted model, not a curated record
GCAGUAGUCUAACUAGGGAUAUUAGCAUUUCCCAUUCGCAGUAGUCUCAUUCCAACAUCGACUCGACUACGAUACACGUAUAGAGAAAAAGUAAGAAAAUUAUACGUUAAAAUCAGUUUAAACCGGUUUCUGCCUUCUGAAAAAAAGAAAAAUAGGAAUAGCUCUCCAGAAAAUUCGGAUAAGUUUUCCAGCAAAAUUGAAUUUCAUUGUUUCUCGUGCUCGUAAUCAUGCGUGAGAUUGUGCACAUUCAGGCUGGCCAAUGCGGCAACCAGAUCGGAGGCAAGUUCUGGGAGGUGAUCUCGGACGAGCAUUGCAUUGACGCUACGGGGACAUAUUAUGGCGAUAGUGAUCUGCAGUUGGAGCGCAUCAAUGUCUAUUACAACGAAGCCACUGGCGCCAAGUAUGUGCCACGGGCCAUACUUGUCGACUUGGAGCCGGGCACCAUGGACUCUGUGCGCUCGGGAGCUUUUGGGCAGAUCUUUCGGCCCGAUAACUUUGUUUUCGGCCAGUCUGGCGCAGGCAACAACUGGGCCAAGGGUCACUACACUGAAGGCGCCGAGUUGGUGGACUCUGUGCUGGAUGUGGUUCGCAAGGAAUCUGAGGGCUGCGAUUGUCUCCAAGGCUUUCAGCUAACUCACUCCUUGGGCGGGGGCACUGGAUCGGGCAUGGGCACAUUACUCAUUUCGAAAAUUCGAGAGGAGUAUCCAGAUCGUAUCAUGAAUACCUUCUCCGUUGUACCAUCGCCUAAGGUGUCGGACACCGUGGUCGAGCCCUACAAUGCUACUCUAAGCGUCCAUCAGCUGGUGGAGAAUACGGAUGAAACAUACUGCAUCGAUAACGAGGCUUUGUAUGACAUUUGUUUCCGCACGCUGAAGCUUACCACGCCCACCUAUGGUGAUCUGAACCAUUUGGUGUCGGCUACAAUGUCUGGAGUGACCACUUGCUUGCGCUUUCCCGGUCAGCUAAAUGCUGAUCUGCGUAAGCUGGCUGUCAACAUGGUGCCUUUCCCGCGUCUACACUUUUUUAUGCCCGGAUUUGCGCCGUUGACCUCUCGUGGGUCCCAGCAAUAUCGCGCUUUGACCGUACCCGAGCUGACUCAGCAGAUGUUUGAUGCCAAGAACAUGAUGGCCGCUUGUGAUCCACGACAUGGUCGCUAUCUAACCGUUGCGGCCAUCUUCCGUGGGCGCAUGUCCAUGAAGGAGGUGGACGAACAGAUGCUCAAUAUUCAAAACAAGAAUAGCAGCUUCUUUGUCGAGUGGAUACCGAACAACUGCAAGACAGCCGUGUGCGAUAUUCCGCCUAGAGGUCUGAAGAUGUCGGCCACUUUCAUUGGCAACUCGACAGCUAUUCAGGAGCUGUUCAAGCGUGUCUCCGAGCAGUUUACGGCUAUGUUCCGCCGCAAAGCUUUCUUGCAUUGGUACACCGGCGAGGGUAUGGAUGAAAUGGAAUUUACAGAGGCCGAGAGCAACAUGAACGAUUUGGUAUCUGAAUAUCAGCAGUACCAGGAGGCCACUGCCGACGAGGAGGGUGAAUUCGAUGAGGAUGAGGAGGGUGGCGGCGAUGAAUAGUUUGAAAAAUACACUUUACAUUUGAGGUUACUCACGUACGCGCAACCCUUAACAGAAGAAACAAACGACCGACUACUAUAUUCCUAUGAAUACUUUCCACUUGUGUUCGCUAUUUGUUACAUAGUUAAAAUGUUCUGCUUCCUAAAUGAUGGUGCGACAAAUGUAUAUACACGAAUAAAAGAAACGUGUUUCGAAAAACUUCA